AUGCCAUUAACAUUAGCCGUAUGUUUGCUGUUCGUCUUGUUUCACACCGGACUGGCAAAAUGUCCAAUCGGGUACAAUGAUAUUUCGGGAGGAUGCUAUAAAGUCAUCAACGGAACGGGUUACAGUUGGAAACGUGCUCGAGAUUAUUGUACGAAUGAUUCUCAAGUUCUACCUGCCAAUAGUACUGUACCAGGUUCGGUCACUCAUUUACUUGCAUUAGAAUAUUUAACAGAACAGAAUGCGUUGUUCUACUGGAUGUCAGCGUAUAGUAUUCAAAGUCCGUUUUGGAUCGAUGGAAUGGUUGCCGAAGGCACAUGGAACUGGUCGGGACAAGCGAUCACUUGGUAUUUUGCAGCAGAUAAACGAGCAGUUAUUGGCAAUGGAACCAAUUAUAAACUGAUUUAUAAUGCAAAUCUAACAAAUUAUCAAAUAGCUGAUGAUGUCGCGUCCAAAGAAUACUAUUUCAUUUGUGAAUAUCAAGUUCCAUGCAAUAGUUCGGGUUCGUGCGGACACAAUAGUCAAUGUUAUACGAAUCUCGGCGAUAAACUCUGUAUUUGUAGUCCAGGAUAUACCGGACCGCAGUGUGACACUGAAAUAGAUGAAUGUUUAGCAGCUCCUUGUCUUCACGGAGGAGUUUGCAAAGAUCAAGUCAACAAUUACACAUGUGAUUGUACAUCGAUAUAUUACACCGGGGGCGAUUGUGAAACAGAAGUGCCUGGUUCAACUGAAAAUCAACGUAAAAUAGCCUUUUGGACAGUUCUGGGUGUUGUGAUUGCUAUUAUUGUUAUUCUAACGCUAUCGGAUUUACCAUGGGUAGACAUUGUGACUAGUAUUGGAUGUGGAAAUUAUUGUCAGACAAAUAAAGAUGCCCAUGUCGAAAUGUACGAUGACAACUUGGAUUUCUCCGGUUCACCAACAAAUGAUGGAAAUUACAGUCGCAAAGUCGUGCCAGUCAAUGAUGGAAAACCAUCGGAUUAUCACGUACGAACUGCAGUAUGGACACCUGAAUAUGAAACUGAUCAAAUAUCGGCUGGUCAUCGUUCCACUAAUCGUAACAUGCAAGAAAGAGAAAUCGAUAGCAGACGUGUUUACGCUGUUGACAUUAAUCAGUCAACAAAAGCGGCAUCAAAACACAAAGAUCCCGCCGAUACCAUGGUCAGCUGGACGCAACAAUUACAAGAACAAUUGCGAAACAAACAACCACGUCAAACAAGUGCCGGUUCAACAAAACAAUUAGUUCAUUCGCCCAGUAACGAUAACAAUUAA
Molecule: messenger RNA, 1266 nt
Organism: Adineta ricciae
Lineage: Eukaryota; Metazoa; Rotifera; Eurotatoria; Adinetida; Adinetidae
Source: the annotation of a GenBank genome assembly